This is a messenger RNA of Stegastes partitus (bicolor damselfish), 1838 nucleotides long. RefSeq names its product protein phosphatase 1 regulatory subunit 3C2, duplicate b (gene ppp1r3c2b). The transcript has 3 exons. NCBI's taxonomy places the organism in Eukaryota, Metazoa, Chordata, Actinopteri, Pomacentridae. The record is from RefSeq and is a predicted model, not a curated record. Gene Ontology annotation, cellular component: protein phosphatase type 1 complex. Gene Ontology annotation, biological process: regulation of glycogen biosynthetic process. Gene Ontology annotation, molecular function: glycogen binding; protein phosphatase 1 binding. The coding region runs from base 766 to 1653 and encodes 295 amino acids.
UUGGCAGAAAUCUUCACCAGCGUGAACAAGUUAACAAUUUCUGAGGUCAUCUGAAGUCACCAAAAUGUCCUGAAGCCUGUGUCUUGUGUGCGGAGCAACAUGUUUCUAGCAGCUCGAUAUAACCAGGGAACGCUCCCUGCUUAAAUGACUGGCCUGCCGAGAGUCAUUUGUAAUCCGGCCCUCCUCGGCAUCGAACAUGCUGAUGGGCCGUGAGACAGUGAUCCCUCCAGGGCAGGAGCCAAGCAGCGGAGAGCUUGGAUCCGGGCCCAGGCCUCUGUUGGAUCUGUGUUCAUCGACAGGUCUGAGAAUAGAGCUCAGGACGACUGGGAUAGUUUCCACAAUGCAGAGUCGAAUUACACACAGCUGGACUUUAUGUAUUUGACCCACUGGACAACAUACGAAGAUGUAAUGUCACAUGAAUGUUUAACGUUCGUGCCGGAACACUGAAUUAAGCUGAGCAGACAUAGCACAAAAUAAACAUAAAAAAAGGGGUUGCUGUAGAUGAUAUAAAAUCAACACAUUAAGGAAAUCUGGAGGAACACAAACCCACAAAGGCUGGCGGAUUGGUCAGGAGAGAGAAGAGGGUGGAGUUACACAACAUGACAUCCUAACUGAGGUAGUAUAAAUAGGACACGGUGCCAGAUUCUCCUGUGGGUAAAGGGAUGACAGGCUCCAUACUGCAACUUGCUGCUCAUGGGAGUCUAACUCUAACCAAGUAUUAAAGGUAAUAUUCUCAUCAAUCAACACCAGGCUGCCAGUGUGGAGAUGUCCAGUACAAGCGUGGCGCCAGCAGUUGGAAUUGGAUCAAUGGCCCAGUCAGCCGGACUUGUGGAGAUUGCCGUGAGGCUGUGCUUGAACCAACGUAAGGAACUGUGUCCUCACGUCUGGGUUCCCAUCCUAAAACCUCAGCGACCUUGCAUCCGACCUCCGCUGUCAGAGCAGCUGCCGUCAGACGUCUUGAGCCAGGCUUAUCUCGCCCACCCUUUCUCGUCCCUCUUCAUCGACCUGGACGACGACUUGGAUGAUGACGUUUGGAUCCCCGCAAAGAACAAACGCGUGGUUUUCGCCGACUCACGGGGCUUGUCUCUCACGGCCGUGCGAGAGUUUUGCGACGAAGAAGAGCAGCCUGACCUCGACUUCCUGCCGUCGCUGCAGGGUUUGGGUAGCAUGACAGAGGAUGGCUACAGCUGCACCGUCAGCACCUGCUGCCCAGGAACACGCCUCAAACUGGACUUCCCACAGCCCUCAGCAGAUUUCCAGGCCUUUCGUGCCAAGCUGGCGAAGAGCAUGGUCAUCCUGGAGAGCUGCAGCGUGAAUGAGCAGGCCCUGCAAGGUACCGUGCGGGUCAAGAACAUCAGCUUCCAGAAGGACGUGCGUGUGCGCAUCACCUUUGACUCGUGGCAGAGCUACAGAGAUGUUCCCUGCACGUACCUGCAGAAACGCUUCGGGGGACCCCAGACAGACAUCUUUGAGUUUGACAUUGCCGUUCCUAAAGUGCUGGAUGCCAAAAGGAAGAUAGAGUUCUGCUUAUCUUACUUGCCGGGAGGGCAAAGUGAGGCUUUUUGGGAUAAUAACGACGGGCAGAAUUACAGCGUGACUGUGUGUGUGAGCUCACACCUCUGCCGUGGGAAGUAUCUGAGUGAAAGGGCAUGACAUACUCAAACUACAAGUGUUCUCUAUUUUUAUCAUGCACACUUUGUCAGCUGUGGGUGAAAGUGCAGUGGAUAUUUUUUCAUGACAUUUACAUUGUUUUUACUCUGAAAUGGUACUCUCUUUUUUUUUUUCAUUCAUGUUUAGACAUCUGAACAGCUGCUCUGUAUAAAAAGAAGUGUCAGCCA